GAUUGUCGCACGAAAUUGUGCUGUAAACCAUACAUAUGGAUAUAAAGUUCGGGGGGAAGCGUGCCUUAGUCACUGGUGCGGGAAAAGGUAACGUAUUUCUCUUGUUUUUGCUGUAUAACUGAUAAAUAAUACUAUGUUCGAUGCGCGCGCCAUUUUUUUUUCACUCGUCUCCAGUGGGUCGUCUAAUAAAUGAGUCUGUGAUUUUGCCUUUUAAAAAAAGGCACGGAAAUUUAAGUGAGAGGACACAAAGAAACAACUCAGUUUUGUCUAUAUACAGGGAUAGGUCGCAGUACUGCUAAGAUGUUAGUGAAGUGUGGGGCUGAGGUGAUAGCCUUAUCCCGGACACAAGAAGACUUGGACAGCUUGAAAAAAGAGGUUGGGUAAAAGCAAGAAAUAACAUGAGUUGCUUUAGUUUUGCGUUUUAUGUUUAGUUGAAGCCAUGGUCUGAUAUUAUUAUUAUCCUUCGGUGUGUUUGGGUUUGAUAAUAUCUAAUGAGUUUGAAACAGAGGUCAAAUUUACAGUAAAUGUAGGAAGCAAAUUUUGGGAAUUUGGUUAGUGACUGCUUGGUGUGACCAAUUAAUUAAAAGAGGGACACUCAAUUAGAGGUUUGACUUAACUUCAGAGCACCCACAGAAAUACAUUGGCUACAAAGCUCUACAGACUAUUUACACAACACCAUGAUUUACUUUGGCAGACUCUUAAGCUCUAGUAAAAACCAAGCCCCAUGAUAUCUUGACUCCACCCUAUUUCUAUCAUGGACAGCAUUUUCAUGUCAUGGACUCCUCCCAAAGGAUACAAAAAUUUCCCGUCUGCACUCUUGCCUGUUUGUAUCACAAGGUUUGACCAUGACUGUUUGAUUAUUAAAGGAACCUGCAAUUCAGACUGUUUGUAUUGACCUGUGUGACAUUGAAGCUACAUUGAAGACAGUAGAGAGUAUCGGGGACAUUCAUCUUCUUGUGAACAAUGCAGGAAUUGCCAUACUUGGACCCUUUGAAGAGGCAAAGCCAGAGGAUUUUGACAAGUAUGUAGACUGUAGUCCUCUAUCAAUUUCUUUAAAUAUUUUCAAACUUAAUGAGUGAUUUAAGAUAAUAGAUGACAAUAUUUAUUACUGCUUAUACUCUGAGCUCCUUUGACUUAUGCACCCUUACAAUAUUAUUUGAAACGGGAGAACAUUUGCUUUUGUCUCCAGUUAGCUUCAAGCAUUCAUAGAGUAAAUUUGCACUUCUAUAAACAUUGGGAUUAGCUACAGUGUAACCCAGUCUUGCAACCAUGCGUACUUCAUUUUUAUGACCAUUUUUGUUAGCCUGGACAAAAUUCCAGUCAUUUCCUCAUAUUUCUACAACCUCAAUAAUACCACCACCCUAUUACUGCAACCAAGUCAUUAUCUUCUUCACAAUUUUACCUCAUUCAUACGACCAGAAGAAUGCCUGGUGAUGCUGUUUGGAAGUGAGAAGAAAUCACCCUGACAAUUUUAAUUGGCAGCAUGAUGUAUUCCUUACAUUUGGCAUGAAUUGACACUUAUGGUGAUAUUUCAGUAAGGAUUCAUAUGGCAGAAAAAAAAGUAAAAUUUGUUUUGAUUAGCUGGAUUGAUUACAGUUCUUCUGUAAUUUGAAUUCCCCAAAAACUUCACUUGCUUGUUGGUAAAAUAAAGAACAGAAUUCACUAGCCCGAUAGCAAAAUCGACUAGCCCCGGGCUAUUGGACACUACUUUCCUCGCACACCUGAGUGUCCUAUGUUUCUUAUAGGAUAUUUUCAGUCAAUGUAAAGGCUCCUUUGUUCAUUGCGCAGGUAGGACUCACAUUAUAUGUUAUAUACUCUCUGCUUGGCUUCUUGAAGUUACUGGUGCCACUUUAGUUACUGUGCUGUUUUUCAAUUUUAUAGUUCUAUCAAUGACUUUGGACCCAUUUUAACAAAACUUCCUCGUUAUGUUACUAGGUUGUGGCUAAAAAGAUGAUUGCUAGUGGUUUUGGAGGGGCAAUAGUUAAUGUUUCCAGUCAAGCCUCCAAAAAGGCUUUAAAGAACCACAUUUUGUACUGUAAGUAGCUGGAAGAAACUUUUCUUUAAUUCUACAAUAAUUUGAACCCAGAAUUCAUAGCCCAUGUAUAGCUAUACACCUUGUCCCCUUCCAUGCUUUCUUUUGUAGAACUAUGGGAUCAACUUUGUUUUAAGCUUUUAUUUAUGAUUGCCUCAGGUUCUACAAAGGCAGCCGUUGAUAUGCUUACAAAAUCCUUGGCUUUAGAACUGGGUCCUCAUCAAGUGAGUAAUGUUUUGAGUUACUACUCAGUUAAGAAAUGACCUGAGUACUUGUAAUAUUUCUAACAGGCCGCUGAGGCCAUAAACUCGAGCACUGCUUAGCUCACUGCUACACUCUCAUGAACAUGAAUACAUUGGCUGUCAAGUCACAUGACUCCAGACUUCCUGCUCUAGAUAGGUAAGUCCCAGAUGUACACUACAGUACUGUGUGCACUCCAUUUAGUAGAAAGAUAAAAAUAAUGCUGCCAGUGUUUGGUUUUAUUAGUUUCUUGACUUCAGGGUCCUUUUUGUUGCCCACCCAAAGCAAAAGUAAAAUGUAAAUUAAGCACCUUUGUUUUUAACUUGUUUAAUGAUUAUUUAUGUUUUCUUGAAUACAAAUGUCACUCAUUUAUUUUUAACAGUAAUUCAAAGAAAUUAAAUUAAGUUACAUUAUGAAAGAGAAGUUGCUUUCCUUGCAGAUAAGAGUAAAUGCUGUCAACCCAACUGUUGUGUUGACAGAUAUGGGAAGGUUAGGGUGGUCAGAUCCUGCCAAAGCAAAGCCAAUGCUUGACCAAAUCCCGCUUGGAAGAUUUGCAGGUAAAACUUGAAAUAAAAAUUUAGAGAAAAACCUUUUUGGCAAAAAUAGUUUUUACAUUAUCGGAGUUUGUUAUUUAUAGUUAUAUCCUAUCCUUUUUGCAGAAGUGGAAGAAGUUGUACAUGCCAUUGUUUACCUCUUGAGUGACAAAGCUAGCAUGGUAAAUGGAACCAUAUUACCUGUUGAUGGAGGAUUUCUUGCACAAUGA
This is a messenger RNA of Porites evermanni, 3035 nucleotides long. Lineage: Eukaryota; Metazoa; Cnidaria; Anthozoa; Scleractinia; Poritidae. The record is from the annotation of a GenBank genome assembly.